Molecule: messenger RNA, 2026 nt
Organism: Thermothielavioides terrestris NRRL 8126
Lineage: Eukaryota; Fungi; Ascomycota; Sordariomycetes; Sordariales; Chaetomiaceae
Exons: 4
Coding region: 135-1802 (555 amino acids)
Biological process (GO): transmembrane transport
Molecular function (GO): transmembrane transporter activity
Source: RefSeq, a predicted model, not a curated record
GCUGUUUCUCCUUGGUUCCCUUCCUUCUCGCUUUUCCUGUUUCGCAAACGCGCGUUUGGCUCGCCCACGCAGCGAGAACGCCACAAAAAAACACGGGAUCUCGAGACUAGCGGAACACUCGCACACAACGCAGCAUGGAGUCCCAACCUAGCGAUGGCGAUGGCGAGCCCAUCACCAAGCCAAGCGCUGCCCGCUUGACCUUGGUGAUGGUUGGCAUCUGCGUCGCCGUCUUCCUGACCGGCAUGGACCAAACCAUCCUCGCCACGGCCGUCCCGGUCAUCAGCAACCAGUUCAACACGUCCGAGGACUUCGGCUGGUGGUCGAACGCGUACUUCCUCACCCUGAGCAGCUUCCAGCUGUUCUACGGCAAGCUGUACUCGCUCUUCCCCAUCAAGAUCGUCUACCUCGUCGCCAUCAUCAUCUUCGAGAUCGGAUCCCUGGUCUGCACCACGGCGCCCAACUCGGUCGCGCUCAUCAUCGGCCGAGCGCUGGCCGGUCUGGGUGCCGCCGGCAUCUUCUCGGGCAGUGUCCUCAUUCUGUCCAAGUUAGUUCCGCUUGCCCAACGCGCUGCCUAUCUAGGGAUCAUGUCGGCAUUCUUUGGACUCGCAGCCAUUGUCGGGCCGUUCCUCGGCGCAGGCUUGAUUCAGUCUUCCACAUGGAGAUGGUGCUUCGGGAUCAACCUCCCGCUUGGCGCGGUCACCGUCGUGCUGUGCUCCAUCUUCGUGCGAACCCCCUGGGAUUCCCGCGAUCUCACCCUCUCUGCGCGUCUGCAACAGCUCGACCUUCCCGGGACUGUGUGCAUGGUGGCAUCCGUCAUCUGUCUGCUGCUGGCUUUGCAAUGGGGCGGCUCUGUGUAUCCGUGGGACAACGGGCGGAUCAUCGCGCUCUUCGUCGUCUCCGGUGUCCUGGCCAUCUCCUUCCUCGUCAUCCAGAAGGUGAUGGCGACUUCGACAACCAUCCCGCGCACUCUGGCCCGCAACCGCGACAUAUGGCUCGCGGCUGUCUAUUCCAUGUGCAUCACCGGGGCCGUGUACGUCUCCAUCCUGUACCUGCCCGUCUGGUUUCAAGACAUCCGUGGGCAGUCGCCGCUCUCGUCAGGAGCGCUUCUUACGCCCUUGAUUGCUGGCUAUGUCGUUUCUUCGAUUGUAGCCGGCGGGCUUACAAGCGGCGUGGGGUACUACAACCCCGCCAUCCUGCUCGGUACUGCGCUCACCGUCGCUGGAUCCGCGCUGCUUACUACCAUCAAUCUCAACUCAUCCACCGCCCGCAUCGUCGGCUACCAGCUGCUCUACGGCUUCGGCGUCGGCAUGGGGUUCGGCCAGCCCAGCUACGUGGUGCAGACGCUGCUGCCGGUGUCGGACGUGCCCAUCGGCGUCACGUUCAUCACGCUGGUGCAGAACCUGAGCGCGUCCAUCUUUGUGGCUGUGGCCCAGGCCAUCUUCCAGGGCGAGAUGCGCCGCCGGCUCGCCCCGCUCGUGCCGCCCGAGGACGCGUCGGCCAUCCUGGGCUCGGGCCUCAUGCAGAUUCUGGACUCGCUCUCGCAGGAGAGCCGCGACGAGGCGCUCCGCGCCAUCAGCGCGUCCAUCGUCAUGACCUUCUACGUCACGCUGGCGCUCAGCGCCGCCUCCAUCGUCGGCGCCGGCAUCAGGUGGGGGUCUAUGAAAAAGGGCAACCCGAAGGAGAGCCCGUCCACGGAGACUACGGAUGGCGAGGUCAAGGUGCAGCCGACGGAGUCGGUGACGGUGGCGGGUCAAGAUCAGGCGGCUGCUGCGGAUGAGGCGGCCAAGGGAGAAAAGCAGUAAUGUACCUAGCCUUCCCCGCUUCUCCUUUUUUCAACUCUUCUUCGUCUCCGUUUUAUGUGGCAUUCUCUCAAUAGACAAGGAAAAGAUGUGGUUAUUUGUGAAAUCCGAACGGCGCAUGCAUAGGCGCUUGUGUGCAGCUGGAAGACGAAGAGCUCUAUCCAAUAAGAAGACCUUAACCACCGGGAAACAAACCAGAAACUUGCGUUUCUCGCCCAGGCUAACUG